This is a messenger RNA of Prunus armeniaca (apricot), 216 nucleotides long. Lineage: Eukaryota; Viridiplantae; Streptophyta; Magnoliopsida; Rosales; Rosaceae. The record is from the annotation of a GenBank genome assembly.
AUGUCUUUCUCAAAGAGAAAUGGAGCUUACUCUCCAACAAAUCUGUCCACAAGAGGAAGCUUGUCAAUCCUGAUACGAGACUUAGUGCUUCUGAAUACUCCUUGCUUUCCAUCAAAAGAGAUGCAAGCCUGGCCUCCACUCGAUGUCGAAGGAAAGUUCGCUUCUCAGGGAAACCUGAAGAUCAGAUGUGAGCCUCUGCUAGAUUUUCUUGGCUAA